CAGUCACUAAGUCCACCGAAAAACAACAUAUUUUUCAGAUACAGUUACGUUACUGUUUUAUCUGAAUAAAUUUAAUCUAAGGGGUCUUACCAAUGGCCACAUGUUGCACCCGGUCAAAAACUACAAGAUUCUGGGGUGAAACCCGCGGCCACUAUCAGCAAUACGCGCGGCCCUUCAUUAUAAAUACAGUUCUCGCCCACAUCUUUUACUCGGUUUCAUCUUCUAAAAGGUCCAGGAACAAAUACUAAAGUUAUUUCAGUGUCUGCAACAAUGUCGGACGUGGAUUCAGACACAGAGGCUCAAGGUCAGGGGGUAAGUGCUCUGGAUGAGUUUCGCGAAAGCUGGCAGCGGGAGCUACAAGUGCAGGCGGAGCACACACAGGUGGACACCGGUGGGUCAACUGGCCCUGGCCAUGCCAGUGAGGCUGAUAUAUUGCAGGCCAAAGCGGAGAGUCUGUACCGCACGGCCGUACAGCUGGAGCAAAGAGGAAAGGUCUACGACGCAAUACCUUUCUAUCGCAAAGCCACGCAGAUUGUACCUGACAUUGAGUUCAAAUUCUAUGAGCAACAAAAACUAAAGAACGAAGUCAACAAAAAGUAUCAUAACCUGGCCAGCGACUUUUCCAAGCAACUUGAUCUUGGGCAGCCGCAGCCCGAAGGGAUAGAGGGCGGCGACCAGUUGAUUGACAACCUAUACGAAAAGUUCCAGCAUGAUCUACGUCAAGAGAAUGUGUACAACGGCAAGUUAAUAGCAUCCAGCAGGGAUCCCGGUGUCCUCUCCACAGGACUGCACAUAUCUGAUUUACCGCCCGAAAUUGUGAUGCGCAUUCUGCGCUGGGUGGUAUCCUCCCAGUUGGAUAUGCGCUCACUGGAUCAAUGCGCCGCUGUCUGCAAAGGUUUCUAUGUGUACGCACGCGAGGAGGAGCUCUGGCGACUGGCAUGUGCAAAAGUUUGGGGCCACAGCAUUGGUACUUUAGAUGCCCAAGAUGCCGAGAAUUCAACCGUCUACUACUCGUGGCGCGACAUGUUUAUUCGUCGGGAAAGAGUUAAUUUUAGCGGGUGUUACAUUAGCAAAACCACGUACCUGCGAAUGGGCGAAAACAGUUUUCAGGACCAAUUCUAUCGUCCUGUGCAGCUGGUGGAAUAUUACCGGUAUAUUCGAUUUAUGCCCGAUGGCAAGGUUAUCAUGAUGACCAGCGCCGACGAGCCAUCGCAGGGUGUCACCAAGAUUCGUAACCUGCACAACCUACGACCAGAUGUUAUGCGUGGUCGCUACCGGCUAUUUGGCAACACAGUAACGCUGGUGCUGCAGAAGUCACAGUCACAGUCAAGGGGAACCACCGGAGGACAUAUGCGCCAGAGACGUGGCAGUGUCAUGCCGUUCGACGAGGACUCGAAUGCCACACAGUUUCUGAUUGAGCUGCGUAUCACUCACUCACCCAAACGUCGCUGUGCCCAGUUGGUCUGGGCACACUACACGCUGGUGCAGAAACGCAACAAGGAGGACACUAGCUCCGAGUUUGACCUAACGGACACAAAAUAUCCUUCGCUGUGGUUCUCGCCUGUAAAGAGUUAUCACCUAGACGCCGAUGCACCAUUGGUCUAAGCUAUAAACGUUCCUGUAAGCAUGGAAAUAAAAAAAAAAAGUAUGCAGUGCCUCCCCGAAAAA
Drosophila obscura is the source of this 1668-nucleotide messenger RNA. RefSeq names its product F-box only protein 9. Gene Ontology annotation, molecular function: protein binding. Gene Ontology annotation, biological process: SCF-dependent proteasomal ubiquitin-dependent protein catabolic process. Gene Ontology annotation, cellular component: SCF ubiquitin ligase complex. The record is from RefSeq and is a predicted model, not a curated record. The transcript has 3 exons. The coding region runs from base 271 to 1605 and encodes 444 amino acids. Lineage: Eukaryota; Metazoa; Arthropoda; Insecta; Diptera; Drosophilidae.